This is a messenger RNA of Caenorhabditis briggsae, 363 nucleotides long. The coding region runs from base 1 to 363 and encodes 120 amino acids. The transcript is spliced from 3 exons. The record is from RefSeq and is a predicted model, not a curated record. NCBI's taxonomy places the organism in Eukaryota, Metazoa, Nematoda, Chromadorea, Rhabditida, Rhabditidae. Gene Ontology annotation, molecular function: microtubule binding.
AUGGUCCUAAUGGCUUCUCGAAUUUUAAGCCGAUCUCAUGGAUGGACUUUGGACAAUUGCCACGAUUAUUUGCCCAUUUUAAUUGACAAUUUGAUAAGUCUGGACUACCGUAACCGACUAAUUUCUCUGGAGGGCCUCGCCGCGAUUUCCGAUAAUUUAUUGGAAAAAUUGAUUAAAUUCUCAAAUUUCAACGCUCAUCGAAUUGGAGUCGAUAUUGCGGCAGAAGAGAGAACUGAAAAGGCAAAAAAUUGUAUUACGAUGCUCCGUUCUGUCGUUAAAAAACGUGAUUGGUAUUAUCGACAACUUGAUGAGGAAUCAGUUGAUAGAUUGGACGCCACAAUGGAGAGAUUGAAGAGAAUUUGA